AAAAAAAAUGAGUUUUUGUAAUGAACUGAUAUAUGUUAUUUAUGUGAAAAUAAUCUUAUUUGAAUAGCAAAACACGUCAUCAAUACACCUGAAAGACUUGUUGAGGAGAGCCUUGAAGGAUUAUGUUAUGCUUAUCCACAUCUACGUCUUUUAAAAAAGGAAAAGGGUAAAGAAAAAAAAAUAAAAAAACCAUCUUUACAUUCAACCAUGCAAUAUUAGUGGUCUAUUACGCCAGUGUGGACAAGAUGGCGUCUAAGCAAGUGACUUUGGUCUCAGGGGGAGGAUCAGGCCAUGAACCAGGUUACGCUGGGAUGGUGGGUGAAGGAGGACUUGCGGCUAACGUCAGUGGCCACGUCUUUGCAUCCCCAUCAGCAAGUCAAGUGAUGGCAGCGAUCGAGCGGGUCCAGUCGCCUCAUGGGACAUUAGUCAUCGUCAUGAACUACACAGGCGACUGCCUUAAUUUUGGACUCGCAGUUGAGCGAGCCAAAGCACGCGGUAUCAAAGUCGACCUGAUUUCUGUAGGCGAUGAUGUGGCAGUAGGAAGGAUAAAGGGCGGAAAGGUAGGCCGUCGUGGUAUGGCUGCAACGGCCUUGGCCAUCAAGUUGGCAGGUGCCUUGGCUGCGAGAGGUGCGCCUUUGGAUCAAGUGCGUCACAUGGUAGAAUAUGCAGUCAAGCACAGUGCUACGAUUGGUGUUGCCUUUGAUCAUUGCCAUGUCCCAGGCUCUAUCUCAUGGUCGCAGCUGGGUCCUGAUGAGCUCGAAUUGGGCAUGGGCAUCCACAACGAGACAGGAUAUCUCAAGACGAAGAUGAUGCCUGCAAGAGAUAUGGUCGCCCAGAUGAUGACCAUGCUCACAGACGAGAAUGAUUCUGAUCGAUCGUACCUGACUUUACCAAAGGGUGCCUCAGUCGUGAUUUUAGUCAACAAUUUAGGCGGCAUCCCACUUAUUGAACUCAAUUUGGCAGCCAAAGAAGCUGUGAAUUUCGCCCUGGCGCAUGGCCUCAAGAUCGAGCGUGUCUAUGUAGGCGCUUUUGUGACAAGCUUAAAUAUGCCAGGGUUUUCAAUUUCUUUAAUGACUGUGCAUGAUGAGAUUCUUAACCUUUUGGAUCAACAAGUCGGGUUCAGUGGGUGGCCACAGGCUACUGCGCAGACAUUCAUAGCAAGGAUCGAAGAAAAAAUAGAAGCAGAGAGAAAUGAUUCGUUGAUUUCCGAAUGUGGUCAAUUGAUCGAGCCCAAGAUUCUAGAAACCGCCAUUCGCGGCGCUGCCGAAGCUGUGAUCAAAGCAGAACCUGAAAUCACUCGAUAUGACACUGCGCUUGGUGACGGUGACUGCGGACAGACUCUGAAAACGGCAGGAUUAGCCAUCUUGGAUAGACUCUCAUCCUUUCCUCUUCAUUCCACAGCGGAUACAAUAUUUGCUAUAGCUGAUACGAUUGAAGCAUCGGUGGGUGGUACGUCAUCUGCGAUCUAUUGUAUCUUUUUAAAUGCUUUGGCCAGUGGACUUGUAAAGUAUUCAGCGUCUGCAUUUCCAUUAAUACCAGCAUCUCAAUAUGCACUCAACACACUCAUGACUUACACAAAGGCACGUGUUGGUGACCGUACACUGAUGGACACACUUUGUCCGUUUAUAGAUGUAUUAAAUGACCGCAGCCUGGUUGAGGCUGUGAAAUUGGCACAGCAGGGAGCUGAGAGUACGCGGCAUAUGGCAGCUCGUCUAGGUCGUUCUUCUUACUUGUCUAAUGAGCAAGUACUUGGUUCAAAUGUUCCAGAUGCAGGUGCUUAUGGUUUAGCUGAACUAUUACGUGGCAUGACAGAGGCACUAAUAAAUAAAUAA
Molecule: messenger RNA, 1832 nt
Organism: Rhizopus microsporus ATCC 52813
Lineage: Eukaryota; Fungi; Mucoromycota; Mucoromycetes; Mucorales; Rhizopodaceae
Product: Dak1-domain-containing protein
Exons: 4
Coding region: 246-1832 (528 amino acids)
Biological process (GO): glycerol catabolic process
Cellular component (GO): cytosol
Molecular function (GO): glycerone kinase activity; ATP binding
Source: RefSeq, a predicted model, not a curated record